This is a messenger RNA of Zasmidium cellare ATCC 36951, 789 nucleotides long. RefSeq lists its product as uncharacterized. Gene Ontology annotation, molecular function: ATP hydrolysis activity; ATP binding. NCBI's taxonomy places the organism in Eukaryota, Fungi, Ascomycota, Dothideomycetes, Mycosphaerellales, Mycosphaerellaceae. The transcript has a single exon. The record is from RefSeq and is a predicted model, not a curated record. The annotation marks the transcript as partial. Gene Ontology annotation, cellular component: mitochondrial inner membrane. Gene Ontology annotation, biological process: protein insertion into mitochondrial inner membrane from matrix; mitochondrial respiratory chain complex III assembly.
CGCAGAGUGAUCACUCGACCUGCUCGGAAACUCGACUCGGUCAGCAUUGAGGAGCACAAGAAGCAGGAUCUCGUUGAAGAUAUCAAGACCUACCUUUCGCACGAGAGCAAGUCCUGGUAUGCGAAUCGUGGCAUACCGUGGAGACGUGGCUAUCUGUUCUAUGGACCGCCAGGCACCGGCAAGACGUCUUUCUGCACAGCACUUGCAGGCCACUUCGAGAUGCCGCUCUACAUCCUCUCCUUGAGCAAUUCCAACAUCAACGACUUCGCCUUGGAGAUGUGCUUCGAUGCGCUUCCGACUAGAUGUCUUGUACUGCUAGAAGACGUGGAUUCGGCCGGAAUCGAGCGCGUGAAGAAGGAGAGAAAGAGCAGCAAGCCAGGGGUCAUGAUGGGGCCCAUACCUCAGAAAGGUGUGACUUUGGCCGGAUUGUUGAACACUAUCGACGGCCCAGUCUCUCACGAGGGCCGCGUACUUGUGAUGACGAGCAAUAGUCCAGACAAUCUCGACACUGCACUGCUCCGCCCUGGACGUGUCGACAAGAAGGUUCUCUUUGGCAAUGCGUCGAACGAAGUCACCGCGCAGCUCUUCCUUCACAUCUUCGCCGAGACACCAAGCGAGAAGACGGAUCAGAAGGAGGCGUCCCAGCAUGACCUGCCGGCUCUGGCGAAACAAUUCGCCAGCUUCAUACCUGACGACAAGCUGACACCUGCGGAGAUUCAGAACUAUCUCUUGGAGAUGCGUGAGGAUCCCGUGGCCGCUGUUAAUUCAGCUGCGAAGUGGUCAGCGUCC